Molecule: messenger RNA, 1611 nt
Organism: Acytostelium subglobosum LB1
Lineage: Eukaryota; Evosea; Eumycetozoa; Acytosteliales; Acytosteliaceae
Exons: 1
Coding region: 1-1611 (536 amino acids)
Source: RefSeq, a predicted model, not a curated record
AUGGACCAGACUGAUGACCAUGACGACGACAAGGACGACGACACAAACAAGUUGACGAUGGAUGAGUUGUGGUCACAAUUGAGGAGAUAUGGCACACUGUUUCAAUCAUUCAGUCAGAACGAACUGGAUAUACAUAAUACAUACAAGGACCUUCAUGACUACCUUACAUUAGAGGAACAUAAGCUCAAGAAGUCAAUCACACAGCAAAGAAUCAAUGUAGAGUUGCUUAUCAAACAGACCAUUGCCACACUGUCCACGAUGCAUAGUCAUCCAAGCACUACUACCACUGUUGCUCCUAAAGUUACACAUCAUCACAACAAGAGGAAGUUGAGUGAUAGUGAUCAUGAUGAUGACGACUAUGUGGUAGAUCAACAAUCAUCAAACAAGGGUAGUAGUGGCGGUAGUGAUCCAUUAUCAACAGAUGACUUGGUUGAUGUUAUACUCAAACAUCAUACUGGAGGACAGAGUACUGAUCAAUUCAUUGAUAAGAUUGAUCAACUGGGUGGUGGUGGUGGCCUAAAGAAAUGGUUGGGCAACGUUGAGAGGUCAAUGGACAUGGACAUGGACAUGAAUAGUACUGCCAAUGUGGACAAUUUAUCAAUACGAUUCAGUCAUGAAUCAAUUGAGGAUGUAAAGUGUAAAUUGAGAGAGAUCUAUGAGAUGGUGCGAAACAGUGAUGAUCAUGAUGAUGAUGACAAUGAAGAGAGGUCAACCUCAAUAAUGCUAUUUGGUGAACAAAAGUAUCUGCUCAGGAUGCCUACGAUGGUGGCUGAACCAGCUGAUCAAAGGAUUGCCCAUCCAAUAUUGCUCAGUAACGACUUUAACUCGUGCAACUUGGUCAAUGGCACACAUCUAUAUUCAUUGGCAAUGCGUCCUGGAUGUAGAACAAUGUAUAUUAUGCGCUACAGUCUACUGGAGAGCAUGCGUGAUCAAUUGCUGGCGUUCCAGGUGCUGCAUGAAGACCAACGAGUAUUGGCCUCAUGCUUUGAUGGCCACCACUCAAUCUAUAUCUUUUACUACCUUCCAGGCAGUCAGCCACCGAUUGAUUGCUACGAUUGCCAGUCCAGACAACUGCGUCGCGUGGGCACCUUCCGCACAGGCUUUAACUUUUGCCAUCCAUUCGUUGCCAGCUCACAUCCGGGUCGUGUCUACUACCUCGUCAGUCUGACGGCCAUCUAUCGACGUCACUCACUAAUGUACAUUGACUUGGCACAGGAUACGGUCCAAUGUCACAUGGAUAUCAUCAACAACAGUGACAAGGUAUUCGAGUCUAUUGUAUUUGCUGUUAGUGAUGGUCGUGACCUACUCUAUAUCCACGAGAGGAUUGAUUUCUAUGUCUACACGAUAUCAACCAAAGAGAAGAAGCAACUACAGCAGCAGCAACAACAACAGCAACAGCAGUAUGGUGAUAGAAUAAUAUGUAUGAAUAGUGACAAUAAGAUUGUUAGCAUUUACAAUGUGGAGCAGGAUCAAUGGUCAGAGGUCGAGUACUCGUUCGCGAAUUCAAGUGGUACAUCAAGAGAUUCAUUAGUACCUGUGGCUAUUGGAGCAACUCUUUGGUACAAACUAUGCCAACAACAACAACAACACGGAAGUGGACAGACCAAGUGA